This is a messenger RNA of Aspergillus mulundensis, 2328 nucleotides long. Its product is annotated as putative C6 transcription factor. Gene Ontology annotation, molecular function: DNA-binding transcription factor activity, RNA polymerase II-specific; zinc ion binding; sequence-specific DNA binding. Gene Ontology annotation, cellular component: nucleus. The record is from RefSeq and is a predicted model, not a curated record. The transcript has 7 exons. Gene Ontology annotation, biological process: positive regulation of transcription by RNA polymerase II; DNA-templated transcription. The coding region runs from base 1 to 2328 and encodes 775 amino acids. Lineage: Eukaryota; Fungi; Ascomycota; Eurotiomycetes; Eurotiales; Aspergillaceae.
AUGGCAACCGCCCGAACUGGCCCGCGCAAGCUGAAGCGCACUUCCAACGCAUGCAUCGCCUGCCGCACCAGCAAGAUCAAAUGCACGGGCGAGCACCCCUGCGCGAACUGCCAGCGCCGCCGCGUCGACUGUCGCUUCCUCGAGACUGUUAGCAAGGUCAUGGUGUCUGAAAGGUACUUGCGCGAGCUUGAGUUACAGAAGAGGGCCACCGCCGGUGAGCGACAGCGGCAACCGUUGCAGCAGACAUCGCCAUCGCAGAGCCAUAGUCUCCAAGACCAACCGACGCGAACGUCCGUGAAGAGAACAUCCACGUCGGCGUUUGGAGAUGAGGUCGAGGUGGAUAUUGAUGGGAUUCUCGGGAGCACUGGCAACACUUGCUCUGCGAGCACCCUCACCUCGCCACCAGAGAUACCGCUGGCCGUGGACUCGGAGCGAACGAUCUGGACGAGCCCGUUCACACUGCCCUCUCGUAUUAUCAAGAAGAACCACAAGUCGAAGCGGAAUUGGACAUGGCUAGCCCCAACAUCAGCCUGGUCCUUCACUGCCCGGCUUAAACUUAUGAUCGCCGAGAAACUGCACGUCGAAUCGCACUAUAGCAGUGCGGAGCUCUUUGACGGCGAUCUAUAUCCCAUUCAAUGGUCGCCCUUACCCGUGGGCUCAGUCCCGGACAUCAGCAAUCUCCCAUCCCUCGACCACGCCCUCUACUUCUUCAACACGGUCAAGUUCCACCUAGGGCACAAUUUCCGGCUUAUCCAUGAAGGCGAGUUUAUCGAGCACAUGCACGCGUUCUACUACGAAGACGCCAUCAAGCAGGUGAAGGAAUGCCGGUUGUGGUUCGUGCAGUUCUUGCUUGUCCUGGCGUUUGGAAAUGCAUUUCUCUUCCCUGGGCAGAAGGGGAGCUCAAGCUCUAGUACGGACAAUGACCCGCCAGGCUCGAAGUUCUUUAUCCGCGCGAUGAGUCUGAUGCCCGAUCAUACGAGCUUGUCGCGAGGUGGGUUUGUGGCCAUUGAGGUUCUGGCGCUGACGGGGUUGUACCUUUACUCCAUUGAUCAUCGGAGUUCGGCGCAUGUUUAUGUCGGACACGCAAUCCGCAUCGCGCAAAUGGACGGCAUGCACACGCAACUCCCCGAAGACGAGCUGGGCUCUGAGACGGUCGCGCGGUGCCGCAAUCUCUGGUGGACGCUCUACGUGCUUGACCGGCAUAUCUCCUCCUCUGUUGGCGCGUCCAUGACGCAGGAGGACAGUGAUAUCACGACGUUGCUAGAUCCGCCGACGGCUAUUGCUUGCUCGCAGAAUGACACGACGCUGAGUCUGUCGGUUAGGUUGAGUCAUCUGCUUUCGUAUAUCCUCUCUUCUAUCUACAAAGGCACUGAAACUCAGCUCGGCACGUUCCUGGAGACAACGCGGUCAAUUCUGCAUGUGCUUGCCGGACACGCGCGUGAAAUCGAACGGAUCAUCCAGCUGAAGUUCCAGAACUCGGUCGAUACCAUGCCCAAGGGGACGAGGCACAUCACAUUGCUAUACCACCAGUGCGUAAUCGUCGCAACCCGGCCUCUCCUCCUCUCCGUCCUCAAAGAACGCCUGCAAAAGCUCGACCACGGCGCCGAAGACUGGCAGAGCAUAGUCGCGCCCACAAACGCCCUCAUCUCAGCGGGGAUAAAAUCCGCCGCGAAGACGCUGCAGAUCCUCACGGACGAGGACAGCCUCCUAGGUAUCGUACCUACCGCCAACCCAUCAUCACACACCCGCUCUAACCUCGAUUCCCAUGGAUGCAUAGAAGUCUUCCUCCCCUUCCACAUGGAAUUCACCUACGCCGCCGCGCUCCACGUCACAAUGGCCGGCGCGCUCUUCCCCAACGUAACCGAAAGCCAAGAAUACAUCCAGAUCGGCGACGCCUACGCGAUUCUGGACCAGAUGGUGUCGCGCGGGAAUAAGCUCGCCGGCGCACGGAAGACGGAGCUCGUGCAGCUGGAGACCCUGUUCCGCGAGCUCUCGGCGCGGAUUGAACGCCGGGGUCUGGAGACGCUUAUCCUCCCCUGCCCUGCGCCCUCGGAGUACGGAGGCGUCACGGCGGCGGAGUACUUUGCGCGCAUGGAGGGGGCGGAAGAGACCGGUGUGAAUGUGGAUUUGGCGGAUGGUGCUGGCGACGGUAUCAACAUGGCCAUACCCGAGUCGCCGUCUGUGUUGGCUGCGCAGGCGGCCAAUAUGGAUAUCCUGGAUAGCAUUGGGAUCUCGUCGUAUGAGUUCUUUUCGCUGGUGAAUCAGAUUGCGCCGGGGAGUUUGGGCGUGCUGGAUGGCGGGGAGCAGGAGUGGGAGGGGACCAUGUAA